AUGUCGUUCUGGAAGACAUUGCAGAGACAACCACGCACCAUUUCGUUGUUUACCAACGACAUCGCGUCCAAUCUCAAGUCGCAGAAGUGCCUCCAGUCGCUGAAGAGCGACGUAUCGCACCGGUUCGACGUCGAGAUCGCCAACCGGUUCCCCACGUGGGACCAACUGCAGUACAUGAAGACGUCGUGCCCGCAGGGCACGACGUCAUUGCAGAGGCAGAUCCCCAAGCUUGCCGCAGUGCUCAAGUACAAGCACACAGACCCCACGUUCGGGAUGGACCUGGAGAAGUGUGUCCAGAAGGGUCUGUGGAAUCCGCAGGAGGCGCUGUGGGUCGACUGGGAGAACAAGCUGGUGGGCAAUGAGCCCGCCGACAUCGACAAGCACGUUCUCCAGCGCAAGUAA
This is a messenger RNA of Saccharomyces eubayanus, 402 nucleotides long. It is a transcript of the gene FMP46, whose product is annotated as putative redox protein. Gene Ontology annotation, molecular function: oxidoreductase activity. Gene Ontology annotation, cellular component: mitochondrion. The transcript has a single exon. The record is from RefSeq and is a predicted model, not a curated record. Bases 1 to 402 code for a protein of 133 amino acids. Lineage: Eukaryota; Fungi; Ascomycota; Saccharomycetes; Saccharomycetales; Saccharomycetaceae.